This is a messenger RNA of Xiphophorus hellerii (green swordtail), 6553 nucleotides long. It is a transcript of the gene tbc1d10b, whose product is annotated as TBC1 domain family, member 10b. The transcript has 10 exons. Gene Ontology annotation, biological process: regulation of GTPase activity. The record is from RefSeq and is a predicted model, not a curated record. The coding region runs from base 457 to 2913 and encodes 818 amino acids. Gene Ontology annotation, molecular function: small GTPase binding; GTPase activator activity. Lineage: Eukaryota; Metazoa; Chordata; Actinopteri; Cyprinodontiformes; Poeciliidae.
CGCAGCUGUCAGUCGGAAAUGCUGUUCGUGUUGGAUGGAUGCACCCUGCGGCUGUGCCAGGAUAAAUUUAUGACACAUAGCGUGUUUUUUAAUUCAGAAUGUAAACGUUUUACCUAACCGGUCGCUUUUAUUUAAUGGGGGUACAUGCAGUAAUUCCGCAAAUCUUUCUGAGACAUUUAGCCAGCCAGGCUAAGUGAAACAGGACACUAACAGCCGUAAUGCUAAUAGCUACAUUAGGCUAAUAUAAGCUAAGUUAGCCGGACGGUUGCUCCUCUUACUGCUCAGCCCGUGUAGCGGUUCCAAUCCGGGGACUAGCCUGUUCGUAUUCUCUGCAAACGCAAUAGUUUUUGCUGAAACCGGAGCUGUGGCGGGGAAAGGUGGCCUCAGCAACCCCCUGGCUAUCCAGGCGGACGGACCGCAGUGACACGCCGGUUGUUGAGACCUGAGAUUGGAGCCAUGGCUGAGCUGUCCACUUUGCCUCCUUCUCCACCUCCGCUGGGCGACCCCAGUGCCGCUCCAGCUUCCAGCUGCCCCGACUCUGUGAAUGAGCUGCCUCUGCCGAAGUCUUCCCUCUACAACGACAAAGCUUUGACUGGAAACACUUCUUCAGCACUUUCAAGAGGUUUGACCUCGACUGCUCAACCUGAGACGGAGGAGCCAGCAGGGAAGAAACAGGAAACGGCGACCGGUGGCCAGUCUGUUGUAGAGUCUGGUUUUUCCCAACCUGCAGCCCAGAUAAAAACCACGCAGGAACCGUUAUCUCCGGAUUUAAACCCCGGUCCCAAUCUGUACCCAAGCAUCCAUGUUUCCUCUAACUCAAACCCCGUCGUUGACGUCGCUCAGCCGCAAACGAGUGCAGAUUUCAACCCUACAACAUCAUCGACUAACGAUGAGGAGAAACCUCAGCCGCCACAACAAGCACAAAAACCUCAAAAUGAGCCGCCGCCUUCCCCAAACCUGGAUCCGGUCGCUGAAGAACUGCCGACUACGUCCACCAGAGAGGUGCCGUCGAGCCCAACUGUACCUGUGAUCCAAGAGCCAGCCGGCCCGCUAUUUAACCCCAAGCCAAAACCGGCCCCGGACACACUAAGCUACCUGGACUCGGCCAGCCUGAUGUCGGGAACGCUGGAGUCGCUGUCCGGAUUGGGAGAAGACGGGAGCUCUGUGGGCUCAGACUCUGAGAUCAACGGGCUCACCUUGAGACGCACCGAUAAGUACGGAUUCCUGGGUGGCAAUCAGUACAGCGACGGAGGUGAAAAGGACGUUCGAGUUGAAGUUGCGAGACAAAGGGAGAUGAAAUGGCUGGACAUGUUCUGCCACUGGGACAAGUGGGUCAAACAUCGCUUCCAAAAGGUGAAGCUGCGCUGCAGGAAGGGAAUCCCGUCUUCCCUCAGAUCUAAAGCCUGGCAGCUGCUGUCCGACAGCCAAGAGCUGCUGGAGGCAAACCCGGGAAAAUUUGAGGAGCUGGAGAGAGAACCGGGUGAGGCUAAAUGGCUGGAUAUCAUCGAGAAAGAUCUUCACCGGCAGUUUCCUUUUCACGAGAUGUUUGCUGCGCGCGGCGGACACGGACAACAGGAUUUAUUCCGCAUCCUGAAGGCCUACACGGUGUACCGGCCUGAUGAGGGUUACUGCCAGGCCCAGGCUCCCGUGGCGGCAGUGCUGCUCAUGCACAUGCCUGCAGAGCAAGCUUUCUGGUGCCUGGUCCAGAUUUGUGAGAAGUAUCUCCCUGGCUACUACAGCGCCGGCCUGGAAGCGAUUCAGCUGGACGGCGAGAUCUUUUUCUCUCUCCUGCGGCGCACGUGUCCGAUGGCGUACCGCCACCUUAAGAAAUUCAAGAUUGAUCCGAUCCUCUACAUGACAGAGUGGUUCAUGUGCAUAUUCUCACGCACCUUACCGUGGUCCUCUGUGCUUCGUGUCUGGGACAUGUUUUUCUGUGAAGGAGUGAAGAUAGUAUUUCGCGUGGGCUUGGUGCUGCUGAAGCAGAUGCUGGGCUCUGUGGAUAAACUCCGGGAACUGCAGGGAAUGUACGAAACCAUGGAGCGGCUCAGGAACAUCUCACCCGACACCAUCCGGGAGGAUGUGCUGGUGCAGGAGAUCAUAAUGCUGCCGGUGACCGAGGCGCUCAUCGAGAAGGAGUGCAGCGUCCAGGUGAGGAAGUGGAAGGAGUCCAGAGGUGAGCUGACCCACAAACCGGGCCGCCGGCUCCACGGCACCAGAGCCAUCUUUGAGUAUAAGCGCCGGGCAUCGUCCAUCAGCUCAGGCGGCAGUUUUUCCUUCCUGGGCAGCUCUGCGCCGCCGCCGGGGCCGCUGCGUGCCUCGUCCAGCCUCCUCUCCCUGCCCGGUUUCCGGAAAUCCAGGGCUCCCUUCUUCUCCCAGCCUAAAAAAAUCUCCUUCUCGGGUCCUUCUGGGGCGGAGAGUCAGUCGCCUGUUGCCUCAUCGUCGGGCCAGAAGCCGCCAAUUCCUCCGGGCGCGGCUCCGAAGGCGUCAACGCCACACGUCCAGAGCCCUUUAGUCGCGGAGAGCAGCUCAGCACAAAUCCAGCCGUCUCCGCCGAACACGCUGUCGCCAAGGAUCGUUUCAGAGCAGAUCACUCCCACAAUCCCAUCGCCGACAGCCAACAACGCGCCGCUGCAACCGCUGCCGCCGCCGCAACCGCUGCCGCAACCGCAACCACCAAAAGAAGCAACCCCAUCUGUGUCCGGAGAGGACGAAGGAAAGAAGAAGAAGAAAAGCAAAGAAGACAAGAAGAAGGAAAAGGAAGAUGAGAAGAAAAAGCUGAGGGAGAAGAAAGAGAAGGAGAAAGUUGAAAAGGAGAAAGCGAAGAAGGAAAAGGAGAAGAAGAAAGCAGGAAAGAAAAAGGACAAAGGGGCGGAGGAGAACGGAGCGACGGCCGCGGCGAAAGAUUCAGCCUAGUUUUUCCCACAAUAGUUUUAAAAACAAAAGAAGGGAAAAACGGACAGAAAAACCUGAUUAAUUUAAGAGGCGGUGACUUCCUGUGUCAUUUCUGAGACUUUAUAUAUUUGAGAGACUGAUGGAGAUGAAGAUGAUGAAGACUGGAUUAUGGUUUUAAUAGCACCUGGAGGGGCGGAUUACCUCUCAAUGCUUUUCUGCCCCCAACAACACAACUGGAGCACAGGCUGCACUGCAAAAACACAAAGUAUUACCAGCGAUCCUUAGUCUAAACUUCAGUGCAAAUAUCUAAGUACAUUUGAAAUACAACAAAACUAGCUUACAAGUUACUUUUCAGCAAGAAAUAGGAGAAUUUUUUUAUAUUAUUUCACUUAUAACAUUGAAAUAUUAGGCAGACACUACGAAAAUAAUAACAAAAAUUACCAUAAAGUCCUAAAAUGAUAACAGUCAUAAUGAUACAAGGAUAAAGUCACAAUAUUACCACUUUAGUCUCGUAUUAUUACAGCUUUAUUAUGUUAUUCCGACUUUAUGCUUGUAAAAUUAGGAAUUUAUUCUCGUAAUCCUACGAUUUUAUUUUCAUACAACUUUGUUCUUGUGUUAUUAUGACUUUGUUCUUGUGUUAUUAUGACUUUGUUCUUGUGUUAUUAUGACUUUGUUCUUGUGUUAUUAUGACUUUGUUCUUAUGUUAUUACAACUUAGUCCUCAUCUUUUUGUCCUGGUAAAACACUCGAAAGCUCCUUUAUCUUGGUGAAAAGUUAUUUUUAACUUAGUUUUGUCUCAUUUCAAGUGUACUGAGAUAUUUGGUCUAGAAACAAGACAAAAAAUACUUGGUAAGAUUUUGUGUGUUUGCAGUGCGUGAAUCUGCUUAAAUUUUUUAUUUUUUUUUGCUGAGAAACAUUUAUUUUAUCUUUUUUUGUCUAUGUCAGUUCUUACAGAAACACGAGGAAGUCUUUAGAAGCGGUGCCAUAGUGUGUUAAAUUAAUUUAAAUUAAAAUCUAGCUGCAGCUCACAGGAUUAACACUCCGUACGUUGUGUUUCACUGGAUUACGGGGGAUAAAACAUCUCAAACGUAGGCACUGAAGACAAAAUCGCUUUUUAUGAUGUUGAGGAUGUAUUUAUUGUCUUUGUAAAUGUGUGUGAGUGUGUGUGUGCCUUAGUAGAUUAGUGAAAUGUGUUGUGGACUCCGACAGCUCGCUUUUUUUUCUUCUCGGUUUUCUUUUUUUUUUAAAAAUGUAAUUUCAAACUAGUGUUGAACUCUCGCUGUGGUUCUUCCCAAACCCGUUACUUUAUUUAUGUCGUCUGAUGGCGAACACCGAGCCGCUCCGAAACUUUCGUUUGCUUGUUUUUCAGGGGGAAUAAUGGAGACAGAGGUUUUAAAAAUCAAACUUAGGUGCACAAAUUUGAGAACUUGAUUAAAAUUAACUUAUGGGAAACACCUCUAAAAUUAAAUACUUUAUUUUCUUCUAAAUCUUCACAGAAGAUAUGAUUUUUGUUUAUGCCUUUUGGCAAAAUUACGCCUGAAUAUUUUCAUGUCAGAUCCAAAUUUAAUAAAAAAUGUUCUGAAACAGAAAUUACAAAUGACAAAGUAUUAUAAUAAAAGUGACUUUUAUUUCAGUCAUCCCUUCUGUGAGUAUUAAGGCCAGGCUACGAGAGCUUUUGUUUUUUUACAUGAAUAAAGUCAUAACAUUCCCUGAAAAAAACACAUUUUUACUGGAAAAACGUCUUAGAAUUACAAGAAAAAAGUUGUUUUAAUGAGGGAAAAAUCCUCUCCAGUUAUCAGGAUAUAACACUUAAAUUUUUUGUUGCUUUUCAUCGUAUAAAAGUAUGACUUUAUUCUCCUAAUUACGACUUUAUUCUGGUAAUAUUAUAACUUUAUUCUCAUAUUAUUUUGACUAAUUUUAUACUUGUAAUUAAAAAAAAAGAAUCUUUAUCUGGCUCUAACUUUCCGUCAUAAAGUUGACCUGAAUUCAAAGUCCAAAUAAAUAAAAGCUGUAAAAUACGCUUAUGAAACAAGAUGGCCGCCUUGGACCUGUUGACAUCACUCGUUGCUAUGGAAACACAACAAGUGGGUCGGUGGGGGAAAACCCAUCCAGAUUUUCCUAAACUUUCCAAAAUCUUGAAAAACUAAAAUUGAUUUAUUGAACCGACUCUAAUUUUAAGAAUAGUUUUAAUUUUAAAUCACUUGCCUGAUUUAAUCACUUGAAAACCAGUUUUGAUUGUUUGUUCCAGCUGUUGUUUUAAGGUGAAAUAAAUAAAUUUGAAACUGGUUAUUAUUUUUUGUUAGUCUGUCCAUCAGUACCAUUGGUGGCCCACAGCGUAAUGCUUCCACCACUGUGCUUGACAGAUAAAGAAGUGCAAUAUUGACUCUUCCUAGCAUAAUGGUUAUCAUGACAGAAACGCUCAAUCUUUACUGAGUGGCGCUGAUGAUCCAGCAUAUUCAGUGUUGCUUUCGCAUCAUGAUCCAUUUAAACUGGAAACUCUGGAUGAAACUUUGGUGUUGCUGUCAGUUUAUGAUCCACACAGAAGCCUUUUUGAGAGGAUAAAGCCGGUUAAAUUAGCGUUUGUGGCAUAAAACCAAUCGGUUUAGUUGAGUUCUGCCAUUUAUGCCAAGAAGAAAUGUCAAAUAUUUCUCUGCAGCUCUUUGUAGUUUGGAGAACAUUUAGAAGAAGUUCAAAUUUGUGCACCUAAAUCUCGUUUUUAAGUUAAAAGAAUGAAUUCGUAAUAGGCCAAACUUCAGAGCAGCACUGCAAAACAGACUGAAGGAAAGAGGAAACAUUGUUAUGGUGUUUCCUGUCUGUGAGAAAUUCUCUUCAUAUUAAAAAAGGAAAGUGUUUUUUUGCACUUGUUGGGCAAAGAGAGAUACUAUUAAUUUCAAUCCAAAUGAACAAAUUGUACAUUUUAUCCAAUUAAAUUUCAAUAUUUCACAACUUGAGCUCAUUAACCAGUGAGACUGUGAUUUUAAAGUCUUAAAACAAUGAAGGAUCUUUUUUUUUUUUUUCACUUGCACCAUUGAAGUUAUUCACUCAUCUGUUUGAAAUCACUUCCUUGAGGACCUACUGCAAGGUACCAGGGUGUGCCAAUGUAGCAUUAACGUCUAAUUCGGGUGUAUUUAUGUACAAAGGAGGUUAAUUUAAUCAAAUAUAGUAUAUUAUGAAUUAUUAUUUUCAUCUGAAUAUUUUUCUAAGAGGAAGAGACACCUGUUGGACUGGAACGAUGGACUUUUUGCACAUCAAACUUGAUGCAUUUCUUUUGCUUUUGAGUUUACUCAUUGUCUGUUUGGUUGAAUUAUUUUCAGUGACAUACAGUAUUAAAUGAAAAGAGUUAAAAAGAAAGAAGCGAGGACAAACUGAGUCGAUGGAUUCACGAGGAAAACUCUUUGUACUGAGUGAAACGCCUAACGGUGGUUUAACGAGGACAAGAUCUUUGUGUGUUUUAAAUUUAACGCUCUAAUCUAUUUACACUCAGUGUUUCGUACUGUAAUCUUUAUGCAUAUGUUAAACGGCACUGAACCUGUUGAGAAUAACAACACGGCGAAUCAGGGCCAUUGUAGGUAGAAAAAAAAGAGUAAAUGUCCACUGAAAAAUUCAGAAAUUAUGAUCUUGAUCUCUGUAAUUUUCUUUGGAAACAAAAAAAAGAACAUUUU